CUCGUGCUCUCCUGGCUCCUCCUCCGUCUGCCAUAUGCCAUGUGGCCCCUUGUCUGCGUCUCUAUCGCCCGGUUCCCGUCUGGCUGUUAGCUCGAAGGACCUCUCGCAUUUUGUGGUGGCUUGAGGGAAGAAGAUGGAAAAGCACAUGAAACUCGUUCUCGUCCUCGUGGGCGUCUUUACUGGGUGCUGCCUCACCGUCGGCUUCAUCGAAAUGAUCGUCAGGGAAGCACCAGACAGCACAAAUAUGGUCACGUUCUCCCAGUUCUUGAUCAUUUCAGCGGAAGGCUUCAUCUUCACGAUGGAUUGGGGAAGGAAAAAGUCUUCUGUUCCGUUGAGGUAUUAUGUGAUGAUCGUCCUUCUGUUUUUCUCUGGGAGUGUGGCGAAUAACUGGGCUCUCAGUUUCCAUAUUGCCUUGCCCCUCCACAUGAUAUUUCGAUCUGGAUCUCUCAUCGCCAACAUGGCUUUGGGCAUUCUCCUGCGGAAUCGGCGCUACUCGUUGGUCAAGUAUCUGUCGGUUGUCAUGAUCACGAUCGGGAUCAUCAUCUGUACGUUCGCAUCAGGGAAGCAUCUGAAGCAAAAAACUGAGGAGGAGCAUGAUGACAAGGGAGCUGCAAUAUUCAUCCAGUGGCUGAUAGGAAUUGCCCUCCUCACAUAUUCACUCUUAUCUGCUGCUCGGCUGGGAAUCUACCAGGAAGACCUCUAUAAGACGUUUGGAAAGCACCCAAGUGAAGUUCUUUUCUUCUCGCAUGCCCUCCCAUUACCAGGCUUUCUUCUAUUUGCAUCUGACAUCUGGAGUCAAGUCAGAGUGUUCAACAGUAGCCCCAUGAUCAAUCUCACCUCUUUCCUUGGAAUCAGCUUUGGGAUUCCAAGACUCUGGGCUCUUCUCAUAUUCUGCAAUGCUUCUCAGUUUGAUCCAGGAAGUGCAGUCCUGGUCACUUUUGCUGGCUUCUUCAUCAAUGCUCUCAUUGGCUUCAUUUUCUAUGCCAACUUUGGAAGAAAGAAGAAUGUGGUUCCUCUUAGAGAAAUAAAAGUAAAAUUCUCUCAAUGUCCUCUUCCUUCUAGGUUUUAUGCAACAAUGGUGGCAAUGUUCUUCACAGUCAAUGUGGCCAACAAUUAUGCACUGAACUUCAACAUAUCAAUACCUUUGCACCUGAUCUUUCGUUCAGGAUCCCUACUGGCGAACAUGAUACUGGGCAUCAUAAUCCGACACAGGCGCUAUACCUUGAGCAAGUACCUCUCAGUUGCCAUGGUGACAUUGGGGAUCCUCAUCUGCACAUUUGCAUCUGGGAAGAACCUGAGUGAAGAGACUCAUCAUUCACCUGAAAAGGCCUCAAGUGAUUUUGUUACCUGGCUGAUUGGGAUUGGGAUCUUGAGCCUUGCCUUAUUCAUGUCAGCUCGUCUUGGGAUCUAUCAGGAGACAUUGGCUGAAAAAUUUGGCAAACAUGCUCAGGAGUCUGUCUAUUAUUCUCACAUGCUGCCUCUGCCAGCAUUCCUCUUCUUUGCUGUGGACAUGUGGUCCCAUCUGAAAAUCCUGACAAACUCUGAUCCAGUGGCACUCCCACUUGUUCCUUUCAGUGUCCCAUCAAUGCUCAUCAUCUUGGCUGCCUAUGCCUUCUCCCAGUACCUGUGUCUGAGCUGUGUGUAUACAUUGACCACUGAGUGCACAUCUCUGACAGUAACACUUGUGAUCACCCUGAGGAAGUUCAUUUCCCUUGUCUUUUCCAUUUUAUAUUUCAAGAACACCUUUACUUUAAGUCAUUGGGUUGGUACUGUGCUUGUGUUUGGUGGGACCUUCCUCUUUGUUGACCUUCCUAGCCAGAUUCACAAGAGGAUCUCCCCUGCCAAAAAGGAGGACUAAGUGCAAGCUCUCCUUCCCUUUCUUGCAUAUUCUUUUCUGUCCACUUUAUCGCAAAUUAUUUUUAAAAUAGAAUUUUAGUUCAUCCUGUUGUUUGGUGAUUUUGCCAUCAGCAUGCUGGUUUUCUUGCAGCUUUUUUUUACCUCCCUAAAUACUCAUGAUAUCCUUGAUGUGAUUGCUCAUUUUCUUGUCAGUAUUCUGUUCAUCUUUAAUACAAAUAUAUAGCUCUACAUUCAACCGGUGCAGUGGCCUGGUGUGAUGAACUUGCAGCCAUCCAUUAUGUUUAACAUUCCAUACAGGAUCACUGAUGACAUCUCUUGAUGCUUGUGCAGUUGCAUUGUAGAUAUUUCAUUUUGUUGCUGGCCAAUUUUGCUGUGGUUAUACUUGUGAUAUUCUGAGACUGGGACUUCUUAUAUAUGCUUUUGCAUAAAGCUUUUAAUUAUAGUGGCAAAUGAACAAUGAACUUUACCUGCC
Messenger RNA from Darwinula stevensoni, 2329 nucleotides. NCBI's taxonomy places the organism in Eukaryota, Metazoa, Arthropoda, Ostracoda, Podocopida, Darwinulidae. The record is from the annotation of a GenBank genome assembly.